Messenger RNA from Peniophora sp. CBMAI 1063, 1071 nucleotides. NCBI's taxonomy places the organism in Eukaryota, Fungi, Basidiomycota, Agaricomycetes, Russulales, Peniophoraceae. The record is from the annotation of a GenBank genome assembly.
AUGCCCAUAGCCACCUUGUCGGACGCCGUGCAGUUCUUCUAUGAAGAUAGUGGUGCAGGAAAAGGCUCCUACCUUACGAUCGUAUGUGUUCAUGGCUCAGCUUUCACAGCCGGGAUCUUCGGUCAAAUGAUGGCAUUCGCCGCCGAAAACAACGUGCGUUUGGUGGCUCUGAAUAGGCGUGACUAUCCGCAAACGACGCCAUACUCGGGUGAAGAGCUUACUGCUCUCAAUAACGACGAUAAUGGUAUACGUGAAGACGCAUUACGAGCGACUGGCUUACAAUACGGCGCAUUCCUUGCUUGGUUCAUCAGCACUCAUAAUCUACCACCGAGGACGGAAACUCCUACGGGCAAUUGCGAAGGCGGCAUCGCACUCGUGGCUUGGUCAUUGGGGCAUACCUCUGCAUGCCCUCUCAUAGCCUGCCCAGACCUCCUUCCGGGAGAUCAGCGGGACCUACUUGACACACACCUACGCGUGUACUGCACUCUCGACGCACCUGGCACAUCAUUCGGCUUGUCUCCGCCUACGACCUACCAUCCGCUCACAGAGGAAGAUGUACCUCAACCUGAGCGCCUGUCCAGGUUCGAGCAGUGGGUGUCGGCAUACUAUACACACAACUCGGAGGCCUUGAAAACCCACGAUCCGACUCUUCUCGACGUUAGCCCGAUGCCUUACCCCACGCCGGAAGACAAUGCGGACCGUUCACCCACGCUAUUCGCGAUGGAUCCGCAAGCAAAGGCGUCAAUGGCAUGGCCUAUUCCUCUCGCAACUUCGGAGUUGUACCUGUUCACAAUGCCUCGCGAGGUUGUAUAUGAACAUACUCGACGCGCUAUCCUGGACGAAGUUACCGCCGAGGUCCUCCCUCGUUGCAGGUUCGUACUCAUCUGGAGCGGGAGAGGAAAUUGGGCGUCCGUUGCCGGUGCUUGGGGCGUAGAAAAGCUGCGCAACGAGUACGAUAAGCAAGGAAAGGCGGCACGACCCUUCGAGAUCGUCGAGCUGCCGUGGGCAAACCACUUCCCACACUGGGACGAUCCCGAGCGGACAGUCAAGUUCCUUGCGUCAGUCUGCUGA